AUGGGUCGUCUUCACAGCAAGGGCAAGGGCAUUUCUGCCUCUGCCAUCCCCUACUCUCGCACCGCUCCCGCCUGGUUGAAGACCACUCCGGAUCAGGUUGUCGACCACAUCUGCAAGAUGGCCAAGAAGGGUGCCACUCCAUCUCAGAUCGGUGUUGUCCUCCGUGAUAGCCACGGCAUUGCCCAAGUCAAGGUUGUUACUGGAAACAAGAUCCUCCGCAUCCUCAAGUCCAACGGCCUCGCCCCUGAAAUCCCAGAGGACCUUUACAUGUUGAUCAGAAAGGCCGUUGCUGUCCGCAAGCACCUUGAGCGCAACCGCAAGGACAAGGACAGCAAGUUCCGUCUUAUUUUGAUUGAGUCCCGUAUCCACCGUCUCUCUCGUUACUACAAGUCUGUUGGUGUCCUCCCACCAACCUGGAGAUACGAGAGUGCCACUGCCAGCACCAUGGUCGCAUAA
Molecule: messenger RNA, 456 nt
Organism: Trichophyton rubrum CBS 118892
Lineage: Eukaryota; Fungi; Ascomycota; Eurotiomycetes; Onygenales; Arthrodermataceae
Product: 40S ribosomal protein S13
Exons: 4
Coding region: 1-456 (151 amino acids)
Biological process (GO): translation
Cellular component (GO): ribosome; cytosolic small ribosomal subunit; nucleolus
Molecular function (GO): structural constituent of ribosome; small ribosomal subunit rRNA binding
Source: RefSeq, a predicted model, not a curated record